GGAUCCCAUGCCCACAAGCCGGGAACCACCCGCCCGGUUCGCGGACUCGACCGCGCUCUCGCCCAGCGGCAGCACCGUGUCCAUGGCCGCGUUCGCUGGCAGCGUCUGCCUCGUCGUCAACCUCGACCGGCGCUUUCGGCCGCUCGGACUGCGCAUCCUAGCGUUUCCAUGCAAUCAGUUUGCAGGCCAAGAGCCCGGCUCCGAGCGCGAGAUCCGCGAGUUUGCCAACGGGUUUGGCGCGACGUUUCCGAUCUUCGCCAAAGGGGAUGUCAACGGCGCCAAGACGCAGCCCGUGUUCCGGUCCCUCAAGGCACACUUGACCGGCACGCUCGGCGCGUCCAUCAAGUGGAAUUUUACCAAGUUCCUCGUGCGCCGCAAUGGACAGCCGUUCAAGCGCUAUAGCCCGACCACGCCUCCGCUGCGGCUCCUCGACGACAUUUUGAUGCUGCUCGCCGAGGACAAGGCACCCUUGUCGUUGAGCACACGCACGGAAUGA
Messenger RNA from Saprolegnia parasitica CBS 223.65, 496 nucleotides. RefSeq lists its product as hypothetical. The coding region runs from base 8 to 496 and encodes 162 amino acids. The transcript has 2 exons. The record is from RefSeq and is a predicted model, not a curated record. Gene Ontology annotation, biological process: response to oxidative stress. NCBI's taxonomy places the organism in Eukaryota, Oomycota, Saprolegniomycetes, Saprolegniales, Saprolegniaceae. Gene Ontology annotation, molecular function: glutathione peroxidase activity.